CGACCACCACCGAGAAUGGCGCGAGAGCUGCCGCUGCUCGACUCACAAGCGCCCACGUUCUCCGCUAUCAACUACCUACACGUCGGCCAUGUACAACUGCGGGACAUUGUCUGUUGCCCGAACGAGCGGGGAGUCGUCAACUACCUCGCCAACCGCGUCAUAGUCGAGCAUAACAUCACGCGCCCUGACUUGCCACCGCGCAACAUCACCAGUCUCAGCUUCCGUGCUAACUGCCUGUCAUCCUUGCGACUACCGGACUCGGACUCUACCAUCUUCGCCGCCGGGGGUCAAAAGUCCGAAUUGCACCUGUCUAUCCACACUUCUGGCCACGAAACGUCGCGCUUCGAGACGAACCUGGGGUGUUCAAUUAACAAUUCAGUACUUCUCACUACCCUCAACCUUACCGGAUCUCCCGAGGGCGCUGUAGAACCACGGAUCGUCAUCAGCAACAAUAAUCAGACCGUCAAGCUAUAUGAUGUCGCUGUGCGGGUGUUGAACGGCACCCCCAUCUCACCCUGUGGCCAACUACAUCUUCCCUACUUUGUCAAUCAUUCGUCAAUAUCGCCCGAUGGUCGGACACUCCUUACCAUUGGCGACUCAAAUGAGGUCAACCUACACCGAAUGUCCGGCGGCUCACGCGUCACAUUCUCGCCUAUUUCAACCCUUACCAUCCCCCCCUCUCUCGAUCUUCCUUCGAAAUAUCGCCCAAAUGCGUUAACCGCCUCAUUCUCGAGUGCGUUUUCCGCAGACGGAUCCAAGUUUGUGGUGGCGUCACAAGAAGGCGUUGUGGCCGUCUGGGAUGUACGAAGUACCCGUCCGCUGAAGGUUUUCCACACGGAUAAGACGCGAGUUCCGAAGGGCACUCAUAGGGGCGAAUUCAAUGAACGCCUAUCAGAUGACCCCCUUGAAUGGACCUUCGACCGGUCGAAGGCCCCCGGCUGGAGCGCACGUUGCGUCAAGUUUGGUGGCGGUGGGAACGAAAUCAUGGCCUUCACUGAGCACCGCGACCUCGUCCAUGUCGUCGAUGCGCGAACGUUCGAAACAGAAGAGAUCAUCAGGGUUCCCUCUUAUCCGUCACUUGCCUCUCCGAAGGCGCGAAUGGAUUUGUACUCUCGCAGAAGCACCCCGGGAAGCUCGCAAUCACAUACGCCACCGUACACCCAUGAUUCCUCAUUGCGCUCUCCUCAGACAUCCCCUGGACCUCACCGCCUCUCCUUUACCUCUUCGCCAUACCCAAGUCCUCCCGGUCCCUCCUUCGUCACGCGUACUCGCCGACCAAACGUUCGCUCGACGCCUGUGCCCCGAGUUCGCCAAGCCCUACAGGAUGGCUUCCGCGUGGCUCUCUCGCCUGACAACCCUACCCCCUUUUCGCCUCCUCGCUCGCCUCGCUCUCCUCGUUCCGCGGUGCGCAGCAUACGACAAGCCCUACGAGCCUGGGAUAGCGAACGUGAUGACGUGGUCAUCAUCCCCACGCUGGGAGACAGCGAAAUCGACAACCCUGUGCGCAAUUUCCUGCGGUAUAGCACGCAGGACCGCGCGGACGAGUUCGAGCACUACAUGCAAGUUGACGAGGAAGAUUGCGCGUCUAGCGACGAUGGCAAUGAACCCCCUGCAAGCGGCGAACGGGCGGCCGAUGAGUACGACUCGCGAGACUCGUAUCAUGACCGUUCGCACGUCGUGUAUGCACCUGUCACGUACGGCGAAGAGGGCCACGUCUAUGACGAGAACUUGACUCUUCUGGACGAGCACUCGGAUUUGACGCUCAUGGGGGAGGAAAUCGAGGACGACGACGACAAUGUCGAUAUUACUGGGAUAUGCUUCGACCCCAGUGGCAAGCACAUGUAUGUCGCGUCGAUGCACGGGGUCGGCGAGUGGUCCGUACGGGGCGCGGACAAGCACUGGUGGGGUGAUGGCGCUUUCACAUAACAACUUGUUCUCGAUACGGACUGUCCCAGUCGCUGUCGUGAUAUCCUGUUGUAUUUAUCCAUAAGGGUUGUCUGUCUUCUCUUUCUCAUCCUCUUGUACUGCUAUCGAAUCGGGACACUGUAUCGCAUCGCAUCUAUCACUACUGUAUGGUUCCAGCACUCACGACAUCGGUGUAUAUAUCACAUCUUCCCUUCUCGAUAUCGUAUGUGGAUCCUCUGCAAGUUCG
Molecule: messenger RNA, 2152 nt
Organism: Schizophyllum commune H4-8
Lineage: Eukaryota; Fungi; Basidiomycota; Agaricomycetes; Agaricales; Schizophyllaceae
Exons: 5
Coding region: 16-1926 (636 amino acids)
Molecular function (GO): protein binding
Source: RefSeq, a predicted model, not a curated record